AAAAGAUGGCCACUUCAGCUUCUCCUCCCCUGGUAACCUACGGCGCAACAGCCACAACCUUCCUAACGACCACCAUCUCGCUGUCGUCAAAUCAAGCUUCAUUUGAGAUUCUAUACCCACCACCUGCUUCAGAAGGAAUCCAAUACACCACAUUUCCUGCAGUUCAGAAUCCAAGCAGUACAUAUACACCGUCACCUCUUCCAAUCCUAGUCCUCACAGAUGUUGUGGGCAUAGCUGUCAACCCGUCUGGCUCACCAAUCGCGACACGAACACUCACCCAAAUUCUUCCACCUCAAGCAUCAAACGCAAACAUAACCAUCUCCACUACAGAAGCAACGAAUUGCCCAUCUUGGAAGUGGACUUGCUGGCCCCUCAGCAAGCAAGUUGGAAUCGGCAUCGGUAUUGGUCUUGGUACCCUCCUGUUCUUACUCUUACUCUUCUGGCUCUUUUUCUGGCGUCCACGAAUCAAGAAGAUUCGAAUCAGAAGAGGCAGACCUGGUGACGAGGAGGGAGGACAAGGAAGAACCCCGCUAAAGAUUGCGGUUAGGACAAGUAUGUCGCAGACGAGGAGCAGGAGUCACGGUGCUAGGGACGACAGUUUGACCCCCAGUCCGCCGCCGAGAGGGCGUGAGAAAAUGAAAGUUAUGGUUGGGUAUGGAAACGGCAUUGGAAACGCCAGAGAACCGCCUGCUUACAAGGUGGUGAGACAGCCUAGUCCAAGAAACUUUGUUAGGCCUGUUGCCAUGCCGGAGGGUCCUGCGAGAGGAGAUUUGGAUGGAGCAGAUGAGAUUAAAGCCAGGGAUUCUGCGGUGCCUGUUACUGGUGCUGCGAUUGGAGUUGGGGUUGGGAGUGCGAACCGCAGUCGGAGGGACAGGGGUGAAGGAGGGGUAAGAGUCUCACGGGGAGAGUCCAUGAGGCAAACCAAAGGAUCGAGAAGAGUUCGCCGAAGUUCUGAAGCUGAGAUCGAAAUGAGAGAGAUGGGCGAGAGAUGGAAAGAAUGGGAUAGGAAGGAGAUAAAUGAUUACGAUGGGAACCGAACCAGAAGUCAUCGUGGAAGAGAAGAGCGUCCCGAUGAGCGACAUAGUGAUAGGAGGAGUCGAAGGCGAAGCUAUGCACCUAGAGAUGAAGAAGAAUUUGAAGCUAGGAGGCAUCGUAGUCCGAGGCGGCGAAGCUCUGGACAGGAUGAGCACAGACGUAGACCCAGAAGUGUCUCACCCCCACGCCGUGAUGGAUCAAAUGACAAACAUAAGCAACAGAAGAGACAAAACUCGGAAGGCGGUAUUGGAAAUGGUUUGAAGAAGUUAUUUCCCUUCUUACCUCUGGUCCUUGGACUCAUGGCAACAGUUGGGGAGCCAAAAGGAGGAUGGGAUCAAUACAUACCAGAGGACAAGCGGAAAAAGAGCAAAGUGAAAAAGAUGGCAGAAGAUGCAUUUGAAAAACAUCACCACAAAAUACCUGAGGACUUCCCUCGACACCUGCAUCAACACUCACCACGAUCCAAAUCUGCAUAUCGUGCUUCCCGUUCCACAAGACCUCGAAGAUCUCCACCACCAUCCCAUAGAAAGGACCGAUACACAAGAAGAAAUCGACACGCAGACAGGUAUCGCGGAAGUUCCUCUGGUCCAGUUGGAAGUAUGCGGGAAGCAUUCAACAGCAUUACUCCGGAAGCAGGAAGUGCUCAUAAUACACUAACACCUUCUCCACCACCCACACGUAGAAGAUCGGCUAGAUAUAGGGGAGUUGGAGGGUAUGAUGGUUGUGAUGACGAUGAUGAUUUUGUUGUGCAUUCUGCUGAGAUGGCGGAUGGGAUUGCAGGGGAGAGCGUGCUUCCUUAUGAGAUCUCCGAACCAGAAUCUCCGGUUUCAAGACCUGCGAGAACUUUCGCCGCUCAUAAUGAAGGUGAUAAAAGAGCAAAUGUUGGUCCAAGAGCUUUCAAGCCACCAACGCCACCUACGCCACCUUCCACAGUCUGUUGAACGGUUUGCGUUCCACCUGCAGCUUACGAAUCAUGGGAUUCUCAGAGCACCUAUUUGUUGAACUAAAGUUGUGUUGUAGCCUCGAUGAAGCACGUUUAUAGG
Messenger RNA from Cadophora gregata, 2078 nucleotides. RefSeq lists its product as uncharacterized. The transcript has 3 exons. The record is from RefSeq and is a predicted model, not a curated record. Bases 6 to 1976 code for a protein of 656 amino acids. Lineage: Eukaryota; Fungi; Ascomycota; Leotiomycetes; Helotiales; Ploettnerulaceae.